UAAUGCAAUCAGUUAUUACUGUAAAAGUUGAUGAAUAAUAGAUUCGGGCUUUUCGUCUAAUCAUGCUCCGUUUCAAUUCGUUAUUCGUUCCUUUACUCUUAUUGGCAGUAGCACGCACGCCAUUUUCGCCGAUUUUUUCCUGUCUAAAGGUUUGUCGACCCAAAGCAAAAAGCUUUUUUUUUAAAUAUUGCGUUAUCCGAUACGCAUUCCUUGAUAGCCCGGCCGCUCGAUGACCCAUGUACAAAACUGAUGAUUGGCGAAAUGCGAAACAGUUUUGUUUCCACUGUAAUGAAAACAACGGCAUCCCGCCCUUGGGUGGAUGUAUUCCAUUUUACCGCGGUUGAACAGAAUUUCCAGAACAUCUAAUGGCAGCAAGAUAUGCUUCGUAAAUCGCUACCGGAAGUUCACGAAAGCAGUUGGUAAAGCCGGAAUGGUGAUUCAUUGGUAGUGUAAAAUGCUUCUUCAUCAUCUAAAAGUGCGCUAAUUCGAUGGCAACAGUGACUUUUUAACACAGUAUAUUCUUUAAGUCAGUGACUGUCCGGGUUCCAAGGCGUUCCUGAAUUCAUUACUACAGAUAUAAUGUUCUGAUAGUUUCUGUAUUGGAUUGAUACUUUCCCCGUAUUAUCAUCCCCCAUAACCGCAUACAGUAUUGUAUAAUAUAAACCAAAGGAAGGUGGUAAGAUGAUCUUUGGUCUCGGUGUUUUGAUAUGGAUCACUUCGGUGUGGCAGGUGAACUGUCAAUACAGAUCCCGUCAGAAUAAUUAUAACAACAAUUUAUAUCGGUCACCUGAAUACGAUGAGCGGGACUCGUUCUCGCUUGACCCGCGGAGUUACCGCUACAGUAACCGCUCCAGUGGGGUUUAUGGCGAUCGCGACGGUCGAAGUUAUUCGUCAUACCGCAAAUCAUCCACCUAUUUAACCACCUACACCAGCAACAACUGCCCCAUCAACCUGGAAUGCCCGGAACUACCCUACAUCCCACCCUGUCCCGAACAGCCCGCCACGCCCGCCUGCCCCGUUCCGCCGGCCUGUCCAGAGGUCACCUGCCCCAACUGUCCAGCCUGUCCCAAGUGCAUAUGUCCAGCGUGCCCGGCAUGUCCGAAAUGCAAUUGCGAUGGAGAUUAUAAGGAUGAUGUUGGCGACAUGUUGUGCGCUGUGUGGAGUCCAUUGAUUCUGUCAAAAUUUUGCUGGCACCACUGGGGAGGCGGAGGCUGCACUAUGGCCGAAGACGGCCUGACGCGUAGCUGUUCAACCACCUUUGGUAAAAUCGGACAGGAUACCUUGAGCAGUCAAGCUGCAGUCGCAUCUCCGCUGGCAGGAGCUGCACAAGGAUCCCCCAUUUUAGCCUUAGCAAACAGCCUCUCUACAAACGGCGGGAGUGGUCCUAAUCUAUCUGGUUUACUGCAGAAAUUAGGAGGAACCACAAGUGCAAACCUGCAAAGUUUGCUAGGAUCAUCCUCAUCUGCAACAUCCUUGUUAAACGCUCUGGGGGGUACUCGCUCGAUUCUCCCCUCAGCGCAGGGCAGGACUGCCGGUUUUCUCACUGGAGCUAAACCAAGUCCACGGAAAAAAUUCUUCUGGCAGGCCACUGCUGGUCAAGCAUGCCCUAACGGGUUCGCGGUGUUUAGCGGUAAAACGUUCUGCCUGGGUGACUCCGCGCAAGAGGCUCCCGGAGCCACGUCCACCGCACAAGCUACAAAUUCCACGGAUUCCGGCACGGGAAUCGGCCAGUAACGGGAGUUGCUGGAGUGACCAAUGGGGCUGCCGCAAAAUGAAUGUUGUCCUCUCGAGUCUCGACUACAGUAGACAAUUGUUUAUAUUACAUAUUAUAUCGGAUACCCCGCAAACUAGCUCUCAUAUUUUCGCUUUCGAAUAAUUUAUGUUUACACUCUUUUAUCAUGUCCCUUUAGUUUCCGCCGUAAUGCCGAUGGGUUCUAUCAAGAAUCUUAUUAUUGUUGUACAGCAUAUCUGGAGUAUUUAUUUCUGUUGCGGGUGCCCUAUUGCGCCAUUAACUCAGUUAUUUUGUAUUUGGAAAAGUGCUGAUUUGGAUGCUGUUUGCUGACUGCUUAGGCAAAAACUGCGACCAUUGCUCAAUGCACAUACUGAACUAAAGACGGUCUAAACUGUACUUUCUUUUCUGGAAUUACUGAUCAGUGGCUGCUGACAGACAUUUAAGACUCAUUUUUUCACAUCAUAAUCAAAAAGGUC
Messenger RNA from Paramacrobiotus metropolitanus, 2208 nucleotides. RefSeq lists its product as uncharacterized. The record is from RefSeq and is a predicted model, not a curated record. Bases 682 to 1734 code for a protein of 350 amino acids. Lineage: Eukaryota; Metazoa; Tardigrada; Eutardigrada; Parachela; Macrobiotidae. The transcript has 7 exons.